Penaeus vannamei (Pacific white shrimp) is the source of this 2472-nucleotide messenger RNA. The record is from RefSeq and is a predicted model, not a curated record. Lineage: Eukaryota; Metazoa; Arthropoda; Malacostraca; Decapoda; Penaeidae.
CCUGAACAUCAAAAAAGAAAUAAUGAAGAAAGAACAAAACAUAAAUACAGAGAAGAUGAAAGGCAAGAAGUGGAAGGAGAAGAAGAAGGGGAAAAAAGCCUCUGGAAUGGAGGAUGAUAUGAAGGAGGUCCUGGCUGACCCUCGUUUCAGCCACGUGGCUUCCGACCUUAGGCUGAGACACAUGCCCAAAGAUGAACACAAAGUCAAACUCGAUAGUCGCUUCUCUUCAGUACUAACGGAUGACAAAUUCUACGAGAAGUAUACCAUGGACCCACGCGGUAGGAAGGGAAACUACUCCACAAAGGAGGACCUUCUCAGAUUUUAUCGCAUGUCAUCGGAUGAGGAGAGUAGUGACGAGGAGGAGGCGUCUUCAGCAGAUGACGAUGAAGAUGAAAGUACAGAGGAGGUAGAGAAGAAUGUAGAGGCUGAAAGCAAAAGAAAGCAGAAAGUGGACAAUAAGAAGGAUUCAGAAAAGAAGAUCCAAAAGGCAAAAGAUGAUUUGAAGAAAAAGGAAGUCCGGAAAGAAAAAAGGGAAUCUGUAAAAGAUGAGGAAGAAGCGGAAAGAAGGGACAGAACAGCCAAAGAGCUUGCAGAAAUACCAGACGACCUGCGGGAAAAGCUCCAAGACUUGGACAUGGACUAUGCCCGCGGUGAGCUGUUCUUCUCAGACGACUCCUCCGAUGAUGACUCCAGCACAACAGAUGAGGAUGAUGAACCAGAGGAGUUUGAAUGGGGAGAGCUUGACCACGAUGCAGACUGGGAGACUGCAGAAAAUGAAGUAGAGAUUGUAUUCUUUCCCAGGAAACUUCUCCUCGUCUUGCCUCUCUGUAACAUGGACUGGAUCGCAUCAGGCAGAGAUAUCAAUGAACUUUUUACUUCCUUCUGCCCAAGAGGUGGAUCCAUAAGAAGAGUGACAAUAUAUCCGUCUGAAUUUGGAAAGGAGCGCAUGGCAGAAGAAGUCUUAAAAGGACCUCGAGAGUUGGUUUCAGGCCCGGCAGAUGAAGAUGAUGACAUAAAUCUCGUUGAUCUUGAGACAACUAGAAAGCAGAAUUUGCUGAAGGGUGAUAUGAAAUGUAUUUUGGAUUCCAGUACUGGAGCAACUGCAAAACAUUAUGAGACACUGAGGAGAUAUCAGCGCAAUCGUCUUCUCUAUUACUAUGCUGUUAUAGAGUGUGAUGCUGUUGACACCGCUAAAAUUAUCUACAAAGAGUGCGAUCGGCAGCCUUUUGAAGAGACAGGAAUUCUCAUUGACUUGAGAUACAUUCCUGCUGACAUGACUUUUGAUGAUGAGGUUUUUGAUAGGUGUGAAGCCGUACCAGACACAUACGAGCCCAAGCAUUUCAUCACAACUGCUCUCCAGUUAUCGCAGCCAUCAUUGACCUGGGAUGAAACAGACCCAGACAGAGAGAGGAUCCUAUCAACAGCAAUGACAAAAGCUCUGAAGGGUGAAGAAGUUGAUGAGGAAUAUUUGAAGGGGUUUGUUGCUUCAGGCAGUGAAUGUGAAGAUGAAGAAUCUUUACAAAGUGAUGAAGAUAGCGAAAGUGAGGAUGAAGAUGCCAAAGCUGCUCGCAUUGCAAAAUUUAGAGCUCUCAUUAAAGAAAUAGAUGAAAAAGAGAAUAAGAAAAAACAGGAGCAUAUACAUAUGGAAGAAAUGUUUGCUGUGGAUGAGGAUUCAGAGGAAGAAGAAGAGGACACAUCAGAUGUCGAAACAGCAAAGGAAGAUGUAAAGGAAAAGUCAGACCUUAAUCCCUUCGAAAAGUAUUUAGAAAAACGUAAAGCCAAGAAGAAACAAAAAGAACAGAAGAAGAAGCAUAUAAAGAAUACUGAAAAUGAGGACACGGAUGAAAGUGAUUAUGACGAUGUUCCGGAAGGUAUUGACUUACACAAUGAUCCAUACUUUGCCGAGGAGAUUAACAAAAUGAAAGGGGAGAAGAAACAGAAGAACUUAAGUAAGAGUAAAAAGAGUAGCACAGAGGAAACUGAAGGGGAAAGUAAGCAGGGUGAUCUGGAGUUGUUACUUAUGGACGAAGAUGAUGCAGAGAAGAAGCACUUUAACAUGAGAGAUAUUAUUGAAGAUAACAAAGUGAAGAAGAAGAGGAGGAUGAGCAAGAAUAAGAAGAAGAUUGAAAAAAUGAAAGAGAAGGAGAUAGAGAAACAAAAUGCUGUGGAUGAUUUUGAGAUAAAUACGUCAGAUUCAAGGUUUUCGCAGCUCUUCUCAUCCGGGGACUAUAAUAUUGACCCGUCACAUUCACAAUUUAAAAGAACGAAGGCUAUGGAUACUCUUAUUACUAAUAUCCAGCAGAAAAGAGCUGCUGAAACAUAUGAGAAUGUGCCUGACUCCAAAAGAAGCAAAGCCGAUUUCAAGAAAAAGAAAGACCAUGAACUUUCCUUGUUGGUCAAAAGAGUUAAAGGGAAAACACAGAAAAAAUAAAUGUUAAAUAAGUAAUAGAUUAAAAAUAAAGAAGAAAUUUA